AUGGCUGGCAUCCUAGCUGCGGACUCGCCGAUUAUGGGAUUGUCCGGGAUGAUGCAGCCUCACGAUCUCGGCUCAGCUGCUACCGCUGGAAUGGGAAGUUUUGUAGGAUGCGGCCCGAGCUUCAGUGCCGCUGCUUUGAGCUACCAGACCAGCGGGCCAGCUCCCAUGUACAGAUAUACACCUGGUCUCGAUUACCCAGUCGAUGGCGCCUUAAAUGCCGGUCGAUCAUUCCGAGAGGAUUUGUUUUCCGCAUCAACUCCGCUGGUUACUCAAUCGGACUCUGAAUCAAUAACACCGGGCAGCGGAUUUAAUACACCAUCUAUGCAGCCAGCGGUUCUACAGUCACAGAACAUCAACAUCCUAAAGAGCCAAUCACAGGCGAGAGAUGAAACAGACAGUUUACUUGCUCAUUUCCUGUUGCAGGAUGAUAUUACACUGAGUAAAGCUCUGCUUAGGAAUAUUCGCAAGAACAAAAUAACCCUCAAAGACAUCCUCAGAAAAGGCCUCCAGUCUCUAGAAAGAGACUCUCAAACCCCUUCAAGCAGUACGAAGAUGAUUGAUGGUUCAUUACAAGGGCGUGCGCAAUGCAAGCUCAUGCAAGUGCAGCUUCCCGAUCUUCACGCCAAUACUAUUCGCGUCACGCAAAUGUCGUUUGUAGCAGCGGUUUUAUAUAAUGCAACCAUGCUGGGCAUAUCGGCACCAGAGAUGUUUGAGCACGACACCGAGUCUCAUUUCUUCGCAUCUAGAAGAGCAUCAGGCGGGAUGGAGGAUAUCGCGGAUCAAGAUGCAUUUAUUAAUGUAAAGGACGACUUGAAACCCACCCAGAACCAACUCACACAACGCCACCAUCCUUAUAUUGACACUCUACCCUUUCGAGCUUUUCGAGAGCGACUAAUAGCAUUAAUUCACGCAGAACCUUGUAUAAUCAACAUGGAAGAGCUCUGUCACGAUCUACAGAGCGAUGGAGUCAUUUGCUGGGGAUCCAGCGCCGGGGCUGGGACUGGACACUCUGGCGCCCCAUGGGAUAUCCGAAGCUGGGAAGUGCGGCCAUGGUUUCUGAAGAAAUACUGGAUGAUCACAGAAGGCACAGAAGGGGAGAUGUAUCAGCAGGCUAGAUGGUGGUGCGAGAUGAGGGGAGAGGAUGUGCUGACUUUGUGGUGA
Messenger RNA from Trichoderma virens Gv29-8, 1161 nucleotides. RefSeq lists its product as uncharacterized. The coding region runs from base 1 to 1161 and encodes 386 amino acids. The record is from RefSeq and is a predicted model, not a curated record. The transcript has 2 exons. NCBI's taxonomy places the organism in Eukaryota, Fungi, Ascomycota, Sordariomycetes, Hypocreales, Hypocreaceae.